AUGUAUGGUGUAAAAAAUGAUGCCAGAAAGAGCAAAAAAGCCACUGUGAUGUUUGAGAACAGCGUGCAGAGCUUUAACCGGAAGUCCCGGAUUGAACCAAUAGCGUGCAGAGCUUUUAACCGGAAGUCCCGCCCAGACGAAUUAAUGCAGAGCAACAUGGCAGCUGUCACCGACAACAACUUGGACAUCUCGGCGUCUAUCGCUGGCAUUUUGAAUGAAGACCACUGCUCUGAACACUUGCAGGUUUUAAAAACAUUCACGGCUGCAUUACGGGACAAGGAAUACAGAGAUGCGGUGGAGGAGGAGGCGUUCUCCAGUCUUCUGAAGGUCUUGUCCCGACUGUGCGAUGAGCUUCUGGCUGUCUGCUGCGACGACCAGGACCUGCAGUCUGUCGCCCUGCAGCUCCAUCUGACUGCUGAGUGCUUCAGGGCUCAGAGGAACGCUUGUGUCCAGAGUAAUCGCAACCAGAGUCUGCUCAGGGAACUUGGUUUCAUUGAUGUAUCCCUUAAACACCUGAGCUUCCUUCAGACCAAACAUGUGGAGAGCAGAGAUGGCAUAUUUGAACCUCUUCGUUGUGGGAUCCAGUUCCUCGGUAACAUGUCGGUUGGAAACCAAAUGUGCAAAGAUGAUAUUUGGCAGCUGAGCUUUCCAAAUCUUCUCCUGCAGCUGCUCAGUGUUGAUGAUGAGAAGGCGGUAAACUAUGCCUCUAUGGUACUCCACACGUGUCUGGAUGAAGCCAAGGUGGAAGAACUUUCUGAUCCACAGAACAUUCAGCUGGCACUCAAGGUGAUGGAGCUCUGUAGGACCCAACCUGACUUGGACUGGACAGUUCUCAUUGCUACCCAGUAUUUCCUCAAGUCUUCAGCUCUGGUGGAAAGCAUGUACUCUGGGAUGUCUCACCAUGAAAGAGUUACUCUACUAGAGCUGCUCUCUGCCCAGCUACAAGAGGGGGACUCAGAGGAGUGCGGCAUCCCUCCCGAUGUGGCUCGGUUCCUGGCUACUUCCUUCCAGAAAGGUUGUGGGGCUGUUCUGACACUCGCCACUGGCUCCGCUUCUAGUGAUGAGGUCCUGCAGGAGGCACUGACAGUGAUUAGUCUGCUGGACGUGCUGUGUGAGAUGACCUCUGACCACAGGGAGUUUAUGUUCCUUCAGGACCAUCCUGACCUUCUAGUGACGACUGUUGAGCUCCUGCGGCAGGUGCAUGCUAUUGGGAAGGCCAGUAAGAACAUUUUCAGUCCUGCUCAGAACUUCUCCUUCAGUGGAGAUGAAGACCCUUCCUCCCAAUCUCCUGUCAUCAGCUUCAAGGCCCACCUCAUCAGGCUGAUAGGAAACCUCUGUUACAGCAAUACCGACAAUCAGAACAAGGUGAGAGAACUGGAAGGCCUCCCCCUCAUCUUGGACAACUGCAACAUCGACAGCAACAACCCAUUUAUCAGCCAGUGGGCCAUCUUUACCGUCAGGAACCUCCUAGAACACAACACGCAGAACCAGGAGCAGGUCGCCGCCAUGGAACGCCGUGGCACCGCUGACUACUCAGCACUCAGGGAGUUGGGUUUCCUGGUGGAGGAGCGAGAUGGAAGCUUGCUGCUCAAAACUGUGAGGAAAGACUCUUGAAGGCCUUAGAGGAGCAGCCGGGAGAGAGGAGGUCCUCAACCCAAAAAGCAGGUUUUCAUGUGAAGUAUUUGUUUAGAAAGGAGUACAGUUCAGUACUCUUGUUGUGCUACAAGCCUCAUUUAUGUUACCUAAUACUUAAGCUCCACCUGCGAGUGAAUUACCUCUCCACUACUAAACACAUACAUUUUGUGCCUGUCCAGAAUAACUGACAGCCACGCUGCCGAUAAAUUACGAAGAACAACGCUGUAGAAUUUUAUUUCAUCAGAGAAGUAUGCAUAAAUUUCUUUUCUACUUAAGUAAUGCUUGCACUCUUGCCCAGAUGGGAUUUGAGGCAUUCUUGAUACACAAAAGGUCCAUGGGGUCCCCUUGGUGUAAAGUCAGAGGUCAAGACAUCAUGAACUCUUUGUUUUGUCUUAACCUGAGUCUGGGAAAUGAAGAGUUUGGGAGAGGCGAGCACAUGCUGGUUCCUUUGGCUGCGGUGAUGCUUUGUGGUUUAAUCCAAAAACAAAGAGCACCACAGUGUCCGGACUUUUCACCUCUCACAGACACUGAUGUUACCAGCAGGGGUGGGGGUUUAAUCCCAGACCCAUAGUGACUUCUGCAGUAACCACGAAAACAGAGAAUGACCAAAACAUGAUGUAAUCAACCCCCUCAACGCCUUAGCUACUUAAAUAGGGGUUUCGUUGCCAGAGCGACAUUCAAACGUUUACAACUAUUUCUCUAAACAGGCAUGACAUUAAUAUUUUAAUCUAAGAACAUCUGAAUGCAAAAUGCAAUACUCAAACUAAUAAUAACUGACGCUAUGCAUGUUUUCUAAUUUAAUAACAAUGCAUCUCUGCUUCUUGUAUUAAGGCUAUAACGGUCAUGAGUUUAAUACUCAAACAUAGUCUAGUUAAUCUCAUUCUAUUCCUCAUAAUCUCAUUCUUAAUCUUCUAUUGCCAUCAUAUUGAACAGAACUUAAUAAAUAAGAAAUAAGGGCUUAUGGCAUGCAUCAUAGAUCAUUAACCAUCUUUUAACUCACAACAUUGAGUUUAUGUUUUACUCCUUCGACUGCUUCUCUUCGCAAGCUGUAUUUGAGUUUUACCAGACUGCAUAGACUUUCUUAGAUAUUUAGUGAAUAAUCUACUCCUUAUUUAGCUGUAGCCGUGUUUGUGUGUGUGCUUCCUCUUUUGAUAAGAUCUAUAGAUUGCGGAUCAAUAGACGAUGGAUGAGAUCAUAGUGUACGUCCAAAGAGUGACUGAGUGAGUGAAUGAAUUAAUGAAUGACUGAGUGAAUGGGACCAGAGGCAUUAGUUUGCAGAAUGACAUCGCUCCCUGCUCCUCCCGUUGCUGGAUAAGCUGAACUGUCCUGACACCUCAACAAUGCAGUGCUUUGCUGGCAUGCUCACACCCUGCUCCACCCUGUUUGCUCUGCCUCUGAUUUUUAAUGACAAAAUGUAUUGAAACAAUCGGCUGGACUCUCCCCUCAAUCCGCCGGCAUAGUGAAGGGAGCUUAUGCCGUUCCGGUCCCCAGGAUUUCAGACAGCUAACAAAACAGCUGUUACUUGCGCUCGACUGGCCGGCUGCAAUUCUUUUCAGCCCCACAGGAAAGAGUCAGCCGGGCUGAAUGAGGUGGCAUGGCCGCCUGUUCACCUCCUAACACAUUAGUACACAUCAGUCAAGGCCAGAAGUUCCUGUGUUUCCCAUAUCAGCGUUUUAUACUAAAGGCCUGUACUAUAUUGUAUUUGUGCCUUCUGGUUCGAUAUUGGCCUUCAACAAAAAAAACAACUUUGUCAGGGUGUAAAGUAUGCUUGAUGCUUGGGUCAAAUAAUAUGUUUACAUAAUGUUUAAUAAAGUAUUGCG
Molecule: messenger RNA, 3455 nt
Organism: Anoplopoma fimbria (sablefish)
Lineage: Eukaryota; Metazoa; Chordata; Actinopteri; Perciformes; Anoplopomatidae
Gene: atxn10
Product: ataxin 10
Exons: 12
Coding region: 1-1614 (537 amino acids)
Biological process (GO): neuron projection development
Cellular component (GO): cytosol
Source: RefSeq, a predicted model, not a curated record